CGCAUGUUGACGUAUGUCGUAUCACAGGAUAUGACGUACAGUUUACGGACGCGCACAUGUUUUCGACAACGUACCCGGAGGAGGAGGACACGUGUGGUGGCAUGAAACAGUUUAGCAAACAGUCUUAUUUUUACGAGAAAAUAGUAUCGUCAUGCACAAUUCUGGAUAUUUUCCACCGCCCGUGUUUAACUGCCCACCUCCAGGGCAGAUGAUAAGGCCCCCUGUGUUUAACUGGCGACCUCCAGCUCCUGGCACGUUUUAUCCGGAGAACGCGAAUUGGUGGCAGCCGCCGCCUGGUCCAUGGGGCUUCAACAGCGCGGGGAAUGAAUACAACGCACCGGGAUACCAGAGUGCUGGGUUUCAGCCUCGCCGCACGCAUGGACAGUACCACAAUCCCGGACGUCAACGUGGAGGCUUAGAAAAUGGACCGAGCCGGAGCGGUUGUGGUAAACAGAAGAGGAAAAAGGAACCGGCGUUCACUCAUUUCUGUGAUACAUGUGACAGAGGCUUUAAAGACCAACAGAAGUACGAUGACCACGUGGCACAGCACGUCAAGUGCUCUGUGAAAGACUGCUCUUUCACAGCUCAUGAGAAGCUGGUCAGUCUUCACUGGAAAAAUAACCACGCCCCUGGGGCGAAGCGGAUCAAGCUGGACACUCCGGAAGAAAUAGCAAAAUGGAGGGAAGACCGGAGAAAGAACUACCCCACCAUGUCCAACGUGGUGAUGAAGAUGAAGAUGAUGGACGAGCGAGAGGAGAGGGGGGAGGUGCUGGAGACGGCUCAGUUUGGGAAGAUGAGACGAGGUCACAUGUCCUCUGGCAGGAGGCGCGGGUUUGAGAGGAGUAACCGGGCGAACCCGGGAGCUGAGGAUGAGCGGGGGAGAGUGGCCACCCCGAAACAGACACUGAGCAACCGGGACCCCCUGGGAGUGCUGGCCCAGAGCGACUCGGAUUCGGACAAGGACAGCGCUGCGGACGGCAAGAAGGAGGGCCUGACCGUGACCCCGAGACACAUGACCUCCGGGCUGGGGUCCCUAUUGGCCAGCUAUGGCUCCGCCUCUGACAGCGACAGCGAGCAGGAGCCCGUGGCGAUGCCCAUCCUGAAGACCAGUAAGGCCUUAGAGGAGAACCAGGCCCUGCUGAGGUCACUGCCUGCCAGGGCCCCGAGUUCAGCGGCUCAGCCGGGCGCAGUGACACAUCCCGACAGCAGGGGGUGCCAUCAGCAGUCCCAUCCCCAGUCUGCUCGGCCCCACACUGCCUCCUGUAGGCCGGGUAGGGGAAGGAACGUCUCCGCUCCUCGCCGGACCACCCUGCUGGAGAUGCUGCUGGCCCCGGAGAUUCGCCGCGAGCGGAACGUGGUGCUGCAGUGCGUCCGCUUCAUCGUUCGGAACUCCCUGUUCGGACUGGACCGCCAGCGUCCGGAGUGCCAACCCACCGACGGCGGGCGCCACAGAACCGCUACGGGAGCUGAAGAUCAAAUUUCCGUUGCCGCGGGAAACCCAUCGGCACACGAUGCUGUGAUUGAUGGAACCCACCACGGAGGAGGAGCCUGUGAGGGUGGUGGGCGGGGCCUGGAGGGCGGGGCUGUGAUUGCCGGUAAAGAGCCAAUAGAAGAGAGAUGGCAGAGACCCCGGGUGGAGAGUGCUGUGAUGGGCGUAGACCGCCAUCCAGACCGCCAUCCUGCGGACGAUAGCCCUAAUCUGGGAGAAGCCCAGAGCUCCCCAGCUAAGGACACGGUUAUUAUUCAACACUGCCCCCCAGAAGACACCUGCAGUCAGCUUGGAAACCCCCAGACUGGUGGGUGUGACUCUCUAGGAGAGGGUUCUGUGAGUGUGGACACGCCCCCUUCAGGAGAGAGUGCUGUGAGUGUAGACACGCCCCCUUCAGGAGAGGGUUCUGUGAGUGUAGACACACCCCCUGCUGGAGAGGGCCCUGUGGGUGCUGUAGACACGCCCACUGCAGCACAGAGUGCUAUGGGUGCUGUAGACACACCCCCUGCAGAAUGCAGCCUACCAACAGCCUGUCCUCAGGAUGACGAGCAGAGCUCUGGAACUCGGGCUGCUGUGAUUGGUGGAGACCCAAGCUUUUCACUGGACACGGACGAGAGCCAGAAGCUUCCAGAAGGCAACGGAAGCCCUCCAGCACACGCUACUGGGCCCCACGAAGGCCACUGCACAGCAGAGAAUACUGUGAUUGGUGGAAUUGAUAGCCUUGCAGAACAUGUGCAAGGAAGUGAGCAGCCUUCUCGCUCUGUUGUGGAUGACGAGAUCUGGGAGAUUCCUGCAGCUUAUCUACAGAGUCAGUGAUGUUCUCCCAUCUCCAUCAGUCAACAUGAAUCUGACCUUUGACACGUCAUCUCCAAAUGGACCCAUUUUCUGUUUUGAAUUUGUGAAAAUUUAGAAGAACCUGAAUAUUUUCUUUUCUGUUCUGUAUGUAAUAUAAACAAAUAAAGGAAAGUUAAAAGGAAA
Molecule: messenger RNA, 2467 nt
Organism: Anguilla rostrata (American eel)
Lineage: Eukaryota; Metazoa; Chordata; Actinopteri; Anguilliformes; Anguillidae
Gene: nufip1
Product: nuclear FMR1 interacting protein 1
Exons: 10
Coding region: 152-2305 (717 amino acids)
Biological process (GO): box C/D snoRNP assembly
Cellular component (GO): nucleus
Source: RefSeq, a predicted model, not a curated record